Alosa sapidissima (American shad) is the source of this 3692-nucleotide messenger RNA. RefSeq names its product fidgetin like 2 (gene fignl2). Gene Ontology annotation, molecular function: ATP binding; microtubule severing ATPase activity; ATP hydrolysis activity. Lineage: Eukaryota; Metazoa; Chordata; Actinopteri; Clupeiformes; Clupeidae. The record is from RefSeq and is a predicted model, not a curated record. Bases 229 to 2406 code for a protein of 725 amino acids. The transcript has 3 exons.
UCGAGUCCCAUAUGUGGAAAAAAAGCAUAGCGUUGCACACACAAGCCUGUCUGCUCCAGGGAUUAUCUAUCUGGUUCUGAAUUUGUGCGGAGGAAAUGCAGGGAUGAAAAGGGUUGGGUAUUGUAAAGUCCCAGUACAAGCACAGGCCAACGAUGGAUUAUAGCCGGACAGACGCCAACCUGGGUUUUCCUGCAAAACUGUCAUCUUAAAAGAGACCCAGUUCGCAGAAUGCUGAGUCCCAUUGUUCCCUAUAGCCUAUUGAAGAUGCACUGGAAUCCGGAGCAUGCCCAGCCCCUUAGCCAGUGGCCUGAGCAGCAUUUGGACGUGUCGUCCACUACCUCCUCCCCCGCCCACAAGUCGGAGCUCUACCCCGGUCGUGGCCAUGGCCGCGGCGCCUACAGCUACGCCUGGGCCAACGAUGACAUCUCGGCGCUCACCGCCUCCAACCUGCUCAAGCGAUACGCCGAGAAGUACUCGGGCAUGCUGGACUCGCCGUACGAGCGGCCCUCCGUGGGCGCCUACCCGGAGACGGCCGGUGGCGCCUUCGGCAGCCUGAGCGUCCAGAAGAGCGAGCUGGAGCCCUGGCCGCUGACGCACGGGUCCGACGGCUCCUACCCUCUGGUGCCGGCGGCGCACGACGGACUCGGGUGCCCCAAGGUGGUCACACCGGCCUCGGUGGGGCCCCCCGGAGGCUCGUCGGUCAACAGCAGCCUGUCGGACUCGGCCUACAGUGGGAGCAGUUCCUGCAGCGGCCCGCACUCGAGCGACUACCCGCCCGCCUACAACGGCACCUACCUCUCAUCCGGCUACUGCCCGCAGCCCGGCUCCACACUGCCCCCUCCGACCUCCCUUCACACCCUGCAGCCCACACCCACCCUGGUGCCCAGCUACGCGCCCUCCACGCCCGUCUACAACUACCCUCCCAACACCUACCCCCACCAGACCAGCCUGGCUCCCAGCUACAGCCACCCGGGCACCCCGUACCUGGCGUCAGGGCUGGCCGCCCCCACCCCGCUGCCCUCGCGCCCCACCGUUGUGGGGGGCAGCUACGGCUACCAGACCUCUGGGCUGGGCGGGGGUUCCGAGUCGGGCGCGGGCUCUCUGAAGAGGAAGGCGUUCGAGAUGAGCCUGGAUGAGGAGGACGGUACCGAUGGCGCCGCGCGCUACAGGAAGUACGGCUAUGACCCCAUGAAGCCCGGCGACGACUCACCGUACGGCCUCGGCGACAAGACCGAGUGCCGCGGCAACGGCUUCGGCUCGUCCGGCGCCGACCCCCAGCAGCAGCAGGGCUUCAAGCCCAGCAAGCCCAGCCAGGGCGGCAUGGCCGGAGGGGAGGACGUGGGCAAGUACAGCGGACUCAAGCCUCUGGUGUCCCCCCAGUACGGCGCCGCAGGAGGCGACUACAGUCCCCCGGCGGCCAUGACCGGUGAGAACGGCGGCAGCGAGCAGGGCUUCUCGCAGCACCGCUCCGGCUCCCUCAAGCGUCCGGCGGCCGGCUCCGGGGAGCCCCUGAAGGGCGCCGAGCCCCACAUCCUGGAGCUGGUGACGGGCGAGCUGCAGGACUGCGGUCCGGCGCUGCUGUGGGGCGAGCUGGCCGGCCACGUGCACCUGAAGGCGGCGCUGGAGGAGGAGCUGCUGUGGCCGGCGCUGCGGCCCAACCAGGGCGGUCAGCCGCGCCCGCCCCGGACCCUGCUGCUGUUCGGCCCGCGUGGCGGCGGCAAGACGACGCUGGCGCGCUCGCUGGCCUCGCAGCUGGGCGCUACCCUCUACCGGCUCAGCGCCGCCGCCCUGCUGGGCAAGUGGAAGGCCGAGGCCGAGCAGGUGCUGGCGACCCUGCUGGCCGUGGCGGCUGCGCGCGCGCCCUCACUCGUCUACAUCAGCGAGCUGGAGGCUCUGGAGGAGGCCGACGCUGGCGGCGUCCGGCAACAGCUGCUGGCAGCGCUGGACAAGGCCCAGCACGGGCCCAGCGGGGGCGGCUCGUCGGCGGGGGCCCCGCCACUCUUCCUGGCCUGCGCCACGCGCCGGCCCGACCUGCUCAAGGAGCCGCUGCUGCGCAGCUUCGCCAAGCGCUACCACGUGGGCCUGCCGGACGGUGGCGCGCGCCGACAGGUGCUCCUGCAGACGCUGGCGGUGCCGGGCUGCAGCCUGAGCGAGCGCGAGCUGACCGCUGUGCUGCAGCGCUCCGAGGGCUUCACCGUCUGCCAGCUGCUGCAGCUGUGCCAGCAGGCCGUGGCGUCGGCCGCCGGAGUGUCCGGCUCGGUCGGUGGGGGCCUGCACGGCCUGGGCGCGCCCCUCGCUGCCCCCGCCUUUAAAGACUUUGAGAACGCCUUCUGCAAGGUACGCCCACACAGCAGCCCCAAAGAACUGGACACUUGUAUGGAGUGGAGCAAGGUAUACAGCCAUUGAGAAACAGAGAGAAAGAAAAGAGAGAGAGAGAGAGACUGAGAAAGGGAGAGACCAGUCAGCCACUGUUUGUAGUAUGGGGGAGGACUGCUGAUCCUAUCUUCUUCUCUUUGCUUUUUCAUGUGCAAAGCCUUGUAGAGUUUUUUUGUAACUACUUAAUGACAGCCAAACGAAUGGGGUUAAGAUGGGGGAUUUCAUUUGGGUGAGGAGCCAUUUGAAUUGUUGUAGCGGGAGACAUGGCUUCUGUCCCUUAUAAAUAUACAUAUACUUUAUUUUUCCCAAAGAAAAAAAAACAACAUAUUAGGCCUUUUCUUGGAUAGGGCCAUUUGAGUUGUUUUGGCGGCUGACAUGAUGGGAGGUCUGAAUUCUUUACAUCGGGUUUUCACACAGAGUCCGAUUAGCCUUGAUCCUGGACUAAACCUGGAGAUUUAGCCCUUAGGUUUCGGAUAAUCAAGUUUAAGAAAAAAUCCCCACAGUUUGCAACUCUCAGGAUCCUAUUUAUUGCCAGUCCACUCCAGUGGCAUUGUAUUUUUUAAUAUGUCAUUUUACUUUAAUUGAUCAUUUGGUAUUAAAAGGGCUUAGGAUAUAUUAGAGCAACUAUAUUGUUUUUCUCGACCAAAAAAAGAAGAUCCAAGAGUAAUGUACAGGUCAAGAGUACCAUAACGCUUCACACCAGUGUCUCACUCACCUGCCCUUGGCACAGUACUUCAUGAGAUCGCCACUGCUUUCCUGGGCGUAUGUCCGACGCAAACGAGUCAUGAAGCGAAAACCGUAUUCUACUGAGCGAAACACCAGACACUGUAGACCCAUCUGAGAGGGCGAUCAUGUGUGCACUUUUGUUGUUUUUUCAUAGCACGUGUCAUGUGUGAGUAUCUUUCGCAAUGACCUUCAGCAACUUAACGCAGCAACUUAGCGCAGGCCCACCGAACAGCACUGCUUAGCACAGCCACGGCAACAUGUAGAACGCAGCACAGUGCACACACACGUACACACACACACACACACACACACACACACACACACACACACAAACACACAUGCACACACACAUAUACACACACUACGGUUCAGCUGAUGUUUCUAACCCCUCCACACACCGACCAGCCCAAGACCACCACUCGGGUGCUCAGGUGGCUGCUUUUUGAUGUUUGACUUAAGUUUUUUUUUUGUUUUGUUUUGUUUUAUUGUUUUGUUCCUCUUAGUAUAUCUAGUCUGGUUUGAAAUACUCAGGAAAAAAUGUCUUUACCUCAGAAAUAAUGAAUAAAAAAGAAUGUAUGUAACCCUAGGGU